Molecule: messenger RNA, 1691 nt
Organism: Thalassophryne amazonica
Lineage: Eukaryota; Metazoa; Chordata; Actinopteri; Batrachoidiformes; Batrachoididae
Gene: hspa14
Product: heat shock protein 14
Exons: 14
Coding region: 67-1587 (506 amino acids)
Biological process (GO): protein refolding; cellular response to unfolded protein
Cellular component (GO): cytoplasm; ribosome
Molecular function (GO): ATP binding; misfolded protein binding; ATP hydrolysis activity
Source: RefSeq, a predicted model, not a curated record
UGCUGUUUGCCGACUGUCAGAAGAAGGAGGAGGAGGAGGAGGGUCACGUGACUGGCAGGCGGCAGCAUGGCGGCGAUCGGCGUUCAUUUCGGGUACACGAGCGCGUGCGUGGCCACGUUUAAGGAUGGCCGCGCGGAGGUGGUGGCUAAUGACGCCGGAGACAGGGUGACUCCAGCUGUGGUGGCCUACAGAGACACUGAGCAGCUUGUGGGAAUAGCAGCCAAGCAGGGACGCGUCCGGAACGCCGCCAACACAGUCGUCAAGGUCAAGCAGGUUCUGGGCAGAAGCUUUGACGAUCCGCAGACACAGAUGCACAAAACAGAGAACAAGUGCUCGGUGGUGAACCGAGGAGGGAAGCCGCUUUAUGAAAUCACAGCCGGAGAGCACACCAACUAUGUCUCACCAGAAGACGUGGCCAAACAUAUCUUCCACAAGAUGAGAGAAACCGCUCAGUCUGCUCUGGGCUCCGAUGUCAGAGAAGCCGUCAUUACGGUCCCGUUUGAGUUCGCACACGCCCAGAAACGUGCCCUGAGGGAGGCUGCUGAAGCCGGCGGGUUCAACGUGCUGAGGCUGAUCCACGAGCCCGCUGCUGCUCUACUGGCCUACAACCUCGGACAGGACUGUCCCUCUGGCAAAAGCCACGUCCUGGUGUACAAGCUCGGGGGCACCUCUCUGAGUGUGACGACGCUCCAGGUCAACGGGGGCAUGUUCCGGGUUCUCAACACGCACACUGACCACAGCAUCGGCGGCGAGAGCUUCACUCAGGCCCUGGCUCAGCACCUGGCCGCCGAGUUCAGACGGACCUUCAGGCACGAUGUGAGCGAUAACGCCCGUGCCAUGCUGAAGCUGAUGAACGGCGCAGACAUGGCCAAACACUCCUUGUCUUCACUGGGUUCAGCCAACUGCUUUGUUGACUCGCUCCACGACGGCAUCGACUUUGAGUGCACCGUGUCCAGAGCUCGAUUUGAGCUGCUGUGCUCGCCGCUGUUCAGCAGGAGCGUGCAGCCCAUCAGACCCCUCCUGGAGGAGGCGGGUCUGUCCACGGCUGACAUCAGGACGGUUGUUCUGUGUGGCGGUUCGGCCAGGAUCCCUCGUCUCCAGCAAAUGAUUCGUGAAAUGUUUCCGGACGUGGAGCUCUUAAGCUCGUCACCUACUGAUGAGGUCAUUGCUGUGGGUGCGGCCCUAGAAGCCGGUUUAUUGGUCAGCAGGGAAGAUCUGGUCUCUGAAGAAGACUCCGUCUUGGUGGAUGCUUCAGCCUCUGACAUCCUGGUGAAGGAAGUGGAUGAGCUGGGAGCAGAUGUCUUCACUGUCCUCCUUCCUUUGGGAAGCCCGCUUCCUGCUCGGCGGCACCACAUCCUGAGAGGAGGAGGAGAACUCUCUUCCCUCUGUGUGGAGCUGUACCAGAGAGUUCUUACUGAGCAGCCGGAGAGACUCGCUCAGAUUGUCCUGAGGGACCUGCAGCCUGCAGAGGAGGAUCACACCGUGGACACUGUGGUCACCAUGAAGAGAGACGGUUCCAUCCACGUUUCCUGUGUCCAUCCGCUGACUGGAAGGUCAGAGGUCAUCACUAUAGCAGCAGCAUCAUGAUGCCGCUGAUUUACUGCCCCGCCCACACAGCGCCACUUCAUUUGUGUUUUUAUUCUUCAUUCAAUAAAAAAAAAAAAUUCAGAGCUUAAGUUGAGGGUUCCUUU